AUGCUCACAGGAGGAGCUGGUUCGGGAAAAACACAGCUUCUCUGCAAAAAACUGAUUAGUGAGUCAUCGCAAAUCAGCUGUCUGGUAGUAACAAGGCUUCCUCGUCUCUUGUCAAUGGUAAAGAACCAUGUUGAGAAGGAAAGAGACAUUCGGAACAUCACAUUCCUUUCGUAUGAUGAUCUGAUGGCGGAACUCGCCUUCAAGGUUCAGGCACCCGAGGGGGGGAAGCGUCGGUUUGCAGUCUUCUCGCAGGUGCAGUUUGGCGACGUGUCCAGUACUGGGGAGAACGCGACCAUCAGCUUUGCCCAAGAGUUUAUGAAUGUGUAUCUCACCGUGAAGGAAAGGAAGCGCAUGAAAGCUUCAAAGGUCGAAGCGUUGACUUUGUUUACAGCAAUCCGUACAAUCAAGAGCAACUCUAGGUGCCUAGAGAAACUCGAACCACUCAGCCGCGACACAUAUAUGCAGCUUCCAGAUGCAUUUGGUCUCGACCAAGAUCAACGCGCCCUAGUUUUUGAGUUGUUUGAACAGUAUCAGGAGUGGGGACAACUGGAGAUCCAAAGUGGGACGAAGCCGACCGCACUCUUACAUCUUGAAAUUCGGUGCAUCGUUGAUGAAGCUCAAGACUUCUCGGAGCUCGAUCUAAACCUUUUCGUACGCAUGAGCCGUUCAGUGAAGAGUGCUCUGUUUGCAGCAGACGGCGCUCAGAGCGUGGAGAUCGGUCUCAACAUGAGGAAAGGUACAGUACACGACGUACUCCAUGCCUCGAUAUUUGAUCGCAAGGGGCUGCACGUCAAGGACGUUCUGCAAACGAUUCAGACGAAGAUCAAUCAUCGAACGCAUGAACAGAAUUUGCGAUUGUCAAAAGCCGUCAGGAACAUGAUGACCCGUUCCUUUCAGGUGCCAGGAACUCAAGAACACGCGCUGAUUACCGGCAAGCUCCCACAGGUAUUGACUAUCAGCGGAAUGGAAGACCUCAAGAAUGAGAGCAUCUUUCGAGCCGCGAAUAUUGUGUUCCUCUGUCCGGAUGAGAUGGUCCAGGAUGUAAAGUCUUUCUUUGUUCGGAGCCAGAUAUCUUGCGAUGUUUUUGGGGUCCGGGAAGCCAAAGGAUUGGAGUAUGAUUCGGUUGCACUUUUUCAAUUCUUCGACUACUUUGAUCGGCGAAAAGACUUGGGGGAAGCUUGGCGGAACGCUUUACGCUGGAUGUUCUCCAAAACUGGAGUGACCGCCAUGAGCAGUAAUGAGUGGUUCAUGGGAAAACCUCUGGAUUCAUGCGACUACCUUCUCUCUCAUCCAGAGCUUCAGGAUCAAGCUGCCAUGUGGUACACUGCAAUCACUCGAGCCCGGAAUCGUCUGUACCUGAUUGAGGUCGGUGGCGGGGGAAGAGGACUGGGAGAUUACGCCUUCCGUUGUCUCACUGACAAAAGCCUGGCUUUGGCUGAAAGGGUUGAGUUCAUCGAUGAAGGGUUCAAAGAAAUGACGCCCCAGCAACACAAGGCUCGUGGUGUGCAACUGGUCACCCAAGCCUUUUCACUCAGCCGCGAGAAGAAACCCUUUCCGCAGGUGAAGCCAGGGGCGUUUUGCCCCCGAGAAGGGUAA
Molecule: messenger RNA, 1596 nt
Organism: Seminavis robusta
Lineage: Eukaryota; Bacillariophyta; Bacillariophyceae; Naviculales; Naviculaceae
Source: the annotation of a GenBank genome assembly